Closterium sp. Naga37s-1 is the source of this 1362-nucleotide messenger RNA. NCBI's taxonomy places the organism in Eukaryota, Viridiplantae, Streptophyta, Zygnematophyceae, Desmidiales, Closteriaceae. The record is from the annotation of a GenBank genome assembly.
AUGGGGUGGGGGAUGAGGUGUGGAGGUGGGGGAGUGGCCGCAGCGUCCCCUCUUACUAACCCCCACAUCCCCACCCCCAAUCAACCAACCCCCUGUAACCUCACCUCCCAUUUCAACCGCCCCCUGGAACCGCACUCCCUCCCUCCUUUUCUUCCUCCAGACCCCUCCCCACCCACGAUGGUCCCUGUCCAGUUCUUCACAGGUGGGGCUGCUGGUCACAGGUGGGGCUGCUGGUCACAUGUGGGGCUGCUGGUCACAGGUGGGGCUGCUGGUCACAGGUGGGGCUGCUGGUCACAGGUGGGGCUGCUGGUCACAGGUGGGGCUUCUGGUCACAGGUGGGGCUGCUGGUCACAGGUGGGGCUGCUGGUCACAGGUGGGGCUGCUGGUCACAGGUGGGGCUGCUGUUCACAGGUGGGGCUGCUGGUCACAGAUGGGGCUACUGGUCACAGGUGGGGCUGCUGGUCACAGGUGGGGCUGCUGGUCACAGGUGGGGCUGCUGGUCACAGGUGGGGCUGCUGUUCACAGGUGGGGCUGCUGGUCACAGAUGGGGCUACUGGUCACAGGUGGGGCUGCUGGUCACAGGUGGGGCUGCUGGUCACAGGUGGGGCUGCUGGUCACAGGUGGGGCUGCUGGUCACAGGUGGGGCUGCUGGUCACAGAUGGGGCUGCUGGUCACAGGUGGGGCUGCUGGUCACAGGUGGGGCUGCUGGUCACAAGUGGGGCUGCUGGUCACAGGUGCCUGGUGCUGGCGGCUGGCGCUGGUGCUGGUGCCUGGUGCUGGCGUCUGGCGCUGGUGCUGGUGCCUGGUGCUGGCGGCUGGCGCUGGUGCUGGUGCCUGGUGCUGGCGGCUGGCGCUGGUGCUAGUGCCUGGUGCUGGCGGCUGGCGCCUGGCGCUGGUGCUGGUGCCUGGUGCUGGCGGCUGGCGCUGGCGCUGGUGCCUGGUGCUGGCGACUGGCGCUGGUGCUGGUGCCUGGUGCUGGCGGCUGGUGCUGGUGCUGGUGCCUGGUGCUGGCGGCUGGCGCUGGUGCUGGUGCCUGGUGCUGGCGGCUGGCGCUGGUGCUGGUGCCUGGUGCUGGCGGCUGGCGCUGGUGCUGGUGCUUGGUGCUGGCGGCUGGCGCUGGUGCUGGUGCUGGCGGCUGGCGCUGGUGCUGGUGCCUGGUGCUGGCGGCUGGCGGCUGGCGCUGGUGCUGGUGCCUGGUGCUGGCGGCUGGCGCUGGCGCUGGUGCCUGGUGCUGGCGGCUGGCGCUGGUGCUGGUGCCUGGUGCUGGCGGCUGGCGCUAGUGCUGGUGCCUGGUGCUGGCGGCUAGCGCUGGUGCUGGUGCCUGACGGCUGGCGCUGGUCCUGGUGGCUGGUGCUGGUGUAG